AUGAACGAACGGAGUGCCUUGUGCAUUGUCGCAUCGCUUCUUCUCGUAUUUGGCCUUUUACGACCGACCUGCUGUGAAUUCGUGGUAAAAGAACUUGCAGAACCUCGACGGUACAUUGACUUGCUCGAUGGAGAUCUCGAUGUCGACUUCGAAGAACCUCUACCCGAGAAGGACAACGUUGAUUUUUUGUUCGUGCGAUUGGAUCCGGCAUACGGAUCGCCAUUCAAGCGAAUUCCCCCAACAGAUUCAGGCAGCAAUGACUCUCUGGCCUCAAAUUUAGUUCUUCCAUCGGGCGCCAACUUCCCUUGGUAUUCCCUAGCCGGCGUGUCCAUCCCACUAACUCCCGCUGAGGCCCAACAGUGUCCUUGGAAUUCUUCUGCUUGCCCACGACGUGAAACCUACCUCCGGUUCGAUUUCCUCCACGUAGAAGAUAUCGACAGUGGGGCUAGAGUUCCUGGUGCUAUCAAUCUGGUCUCAGUAAUUCCCAAUCUUCAUGUGGAUUUUGAGCCCGAUUCCGGCAUCGUUCGGGCAACCUGGAGAGACCACGUUGUCUCAGAAGCCAAACUGCCUUCAAGCAUUUCCGACUGGACUACUGUGGAGGUUCUGGUGAAACCGGGAACUAGCGAAAUGGAUUUAGAAGUUUCCACCCCUGAAGGUGAACUGCAAUUAGGCGUUCCGAGGAUGUUUGCUGGUCCACUGGCAUCACCCACGUCUCGACCUGCUGUGGAAAUCACUGUUGGACCCUCAAGUGGUGCCAGCCGAAAGGUCCUGACCUCUGUUAAUGUCAUCGAGGAUGUGCCCCUUCGACGAUCAAGGAGAGACACCUACUCCUACAGCCGCGGAACCAACGUCUCUGCCCUCAAUUUUGAAGGCACCAACGGAUUCGUACGCUACAACUUCAGGAACAGGAUUCGAUCAUUGCGACCGGACGGUGACGUCGGUAGGGAAGAGGUGGCUCUUGAUUUUGUCAUGAAGCCCGGGGUUACGUCAGGUCUGCUGUGGUUUGCCGAGGGCCCCAAUUCAAAGAGCUUCAUAAUCAUCAAGGACUCGAAACUCUACUACAAGUACAUCGCAUACGACGAGACACUUGGAGCGAAGCGGACUCUGAUUGAGGAGGUGGUGAUCAAUGAGUCGAUCGGACCUGGAAAGACGCAUCGCCUGCGAUUGAAACGCUACGACGACAUUCUCAGCCUGAGUCUCGGUACUCAACAGACAUUCAAGAAAAUUGUCUCCGGCAAGGCACCGCUGAUUCCAGAGAACGGUAUCGUCUACAUUGGUGGCUCGGCCAACGCCGAGGUUGCCACUGAUGGCGAAGUUUCACGCAAUUUCGAUGGACGUGUCACUGGAGCGAGGAUCACGCAAGAGGGUUCAGGGAUCUCAAAUCUGAACAUGCUAGAUCUCAUUCGAGAUCCGGAGUGGACGCGUGAUGUGUUGCGUCAGGGUAACGUAGAAUACGAGUACCAUAUGCCCUUCCGACCACCGACCAGACCCUUCCACUCGCCUCUCGCGCCGACGGCUUCAACCAGGAACCACGCGGGCAUCACCUUGCACACCUCCCCGAUGCCCGUCACCUUUAUGGGCACCCAGUCCUCUGUCGUGCGCUUCGACACCUGGGACUUCUCGGUGUUCCACUCCUUCGAAAUCGAAUUCCGCACAUUCGAGCCCAAUGGGGUUCUGUUCUUUGUGGGACCGGAUCGCGAGCACACCGACUUCGUGUGCGUGGAAAUCUUCGACGGGAAUGUGUACUUCGCCUACGGCAUCGGCGACCACUACCGCCACAUCCAGCUGAACCCUGACACGCGUAAAGUCAACACUGGAACCGCUCAUCGCGUCUACGUGGAACGAACCCCACAGCACCGCUUUAUUGUAAAGUACAAUGGAAAGGAAGUCGACGUGGACCAGGGCACGGUGCGACACCAGGCCGAGUUCUCCAGCUACACCUACUUCGGCAGCAUCGACCAGCCGUCUCGUUUUCCGUGGGUUGUCUGGUCCAGAGAGAACUUCGCUGGAUGCAUCAACUUCAUUCGCAUCAACGACGACAAAUUCCUGGAUCCAGCAUCACGAAUGAAUCAGCACACCGAUUUGAGCCGCGGAAUUCAGUUCGGCGUGUGCAAAGCCCCCGAUCUACGAUGUAACCGGGAAAUCUGCGGUGGAGGCCAAUGCCACGAGCGCUCGUACCCCUUCUUCGAGCCGAUGAAUUUUGCCUGUGACUGUUCUGCCUCGGACAAGACGUUCAGGGAGGGCGUGGAAGACAUCAGACGGUCGGAAGCCUGCAACAGAGAUGCACCGAUUGUCGAUUUUGACGGCGAGACCGUGCUGAUGAUCGAUUUUGAGCGACAGAUGAACACCCUGACAACUCACACGGACGACAUCAACCUUCAGUUCAAGACAGAGAGCCUGUACGCGCCCCUUUUUGUUGCGGUUUCCACAGCUGAGAAGCAGUACUUCCGGGUGGAACUUGAAAACGGCCUCAUUAAAGUCAGCACCAACAUGAACAAGGCCAGCAAACCACCCCGAGAUGCCGAAUUUUUGCUGAAAAGCCCUAGGUUGAACGACAACACUUGGCAUACAUUGCGGAUUCGACGACGUGCCCAAUUCCUUUACAUAAGCGUUGACAAUGCAAGUGUGCUAAUCGUGGAGAUACCCAAGGGUGUCUUCAACAACAUCGCUCAGCAGAUCUACGUCGGUGGCUCGAUGCCCGAGAACUACGCUAGCCCGCCCUACGGCAACAUGGCUGGUUUCCUGCCGAAGGGCACUAAGUUUGUCGGUGAGAUGCGCAACUUCUACUGGAAUCAGUACGAUUUCUUCGGCACCCGCAAGCUCAUCACCCACUACACCACGGAUGUGCUCACGCCACGACUGGAACUGCCACCGUUUCCAAGUUGGCCUCGUGAACCCAUCUACUCCAUCACGUGCACGUCGAAGCUGGAGUGGGGCACCAUCACGGUUCCCAUGAAGGCCAAGGAGGCGGGUGACAUGUGGCUGUUGGAGUUCAAGACCAAGUACGACGGCGUUCUUCUCCAUGCCAGGGAUGACAGCACCGGAUCGCACUUCACACUGAUGAUCCUUAAAGGGCGCCUUCAUCUGAUUUAUUCCAUUGGUGGAGUCACUGGAGUGCAUGAGAUUAUCAACAGUCCAAUCACCAUCUCCGACAACCGCUGGCACCGCGUCACUUUCGGCCUCGACCGCAUAAAAGGACGCAUCGUUGUCAUUGUGGACGAUUCAGCUCCUGAGACCGUCAAGGUGUUUACCCUUGCGCCUUAUAUUUCCCCACAACGGAUGUUUGGUCACCGUCUUCAACACAACACCCUAAACACACUCACAUUCCACUUUGGCGGGGUUCCGAACAUUUGGACCAAGAUUCUGGAGAUAAUACGGCUCUACGCUCCGACCUCACUACCCCCUGGAUACGAGACGCGUCCCCCGGCACUAACUGGCUGCCUCGGUGGCUUCAGCACGCGCACAGAUCGAUUUUUGGUCGAUUUGUUAAAAAAGUUUGAUGCCCAACUGGAGAGCUAUCCCAGUGGCGAAAUUAUUCGUGGUUUUUGUAGAGACCUGGUUCGUUGCAGUCCAGACUACUGUCUGAAUGGAGGCGUCUGCUUCAAGGUCAGCGACACGGUGCUACGCUGCAACUGCACCAACACGGGCUACACUGGUUCACGCUGUGAAAAUCGCAUCACUACGUGCCCCCCGAACUACUGCCUCAACGGCGGCGUCUGCUCGCUAGGCGGUAACAAUCCUGUCUGCUCGUGCAAGGGCACCGGUUACUAUGGCGACCGUUGUGAAAUGUCCAUCUGCACUCCCGACUACUGCCUCAACGGCGGCAUCUGCAGUGUUGAGAACGACCGGCCGGUUUGCAACUGCGUCAACACCGGCUACGGCGGCGCGCGCUGCGACUCCGCCGUCUGUCCACCGAACUACUGCCUCAACGGUGGAAGGUGCGUAGUGCAGGCUGGACGACCGGUCUGCGACUGCUCUGGAACCGCCUACGAAGGCCAGCUCUGCGAACGCCCUAUCUGCAGACCCGGGUACUGUCGAAAUGGCGGAGUUUGUCGCGUCCAGAACGGACGACCAGUCUGCGAUUGUUCGGGCACGGGAUAUGAUGGCCAGAUUUGUGAGAAUCCCAUUUGCAGACCUGGAUACUGCCAGAACGGAGGGCUCUGCGUCAUUGAAGGUGGUCGACCAAUUUGCGACUGCAGAGGAACGGGCUACGACGGUCCACUGUGUGACCAGCCCAUCUGCCGCCCCGGGUACUGUCGAAAUGGCGGUGUCUGUCUUGUGCAGAAUGGACGACCAGUUUGCGACUGUUCGGGCACGGGAUAUGAUGGCCAGAUUUGUGAGAAUCCCAUAUGCAGACCUGGAUACUGCCAGAACGGAGGACUCUGUGUCAUUGAAGGUGGUCGGCCAACUUGUGACUGCAGAGGAACGGGCUACGACGGCCCACUGUGUGACCAGCCCAUCUGCCGACCCGGGUACUGUCGAAAUGGCGGUGUCUGUCUUGUGCAGAAUGGACGACCAGUUUGCGACUGUUCGGGAACGGGAUAUGAUGGCCAGGUUUGCGAGAAUCCCAUUUGCAGACCUGGAUACUGCCAGAACGGAGGGUUAUGUCUCGUUGAAGGUGGUCGACCGAUUUGCGACUGCAGAGGAACAGGUUUCGGAGGCGCGCUCUGCGAUCAGCCGCUGUGUCCACCGGGAUACUGCCAGAAUGGAGGCCGCUGUCUUAUCCAAAAUGGACAACCUGUGUGUGACUGCACUCUAACCGGAUUCCAGGGACGCUACUGUGAACAGCCAAUUUGCCGUCCAGACUUCUGCCUCAACGGAGGCCAGUGCAUUGUCCAAGGUGGAAGGCCUGUCUGCGAUUGCCGUGGAACUAACUUCGAGGGAACAAAUUGCGAGACCCCAGUCUGUCGCCCUGGAUACUGCAUGAACGGUGGUCAGUGCACCAUUGUCAACGGACGUCCAACUUGUGACUGCUCCAACACCGGCUACGGUGGACCUCUGUGCGAACAGCCGGUCUGUAGGCCUGGAUUUUGUCUCAACGGUGGACGCUGCAUUGUGCAGAACGGACAGCCGAUUUGCGAUUGCAGGGGUACCGGGUUUGUGGGACCGCAUUGCGAGCAGACUGUCUGCAGACCGGACUACUGCAUGAACGGGGGACGCUGCGUCGUGCAGAAUGGUGCGGCCACUUGCGACUGCACGAACACGGGCUACGGUGGACCGCUGUGCGAACAGCCAAUCUGUCCAGAUGGCUACUGCCUCAACGGUGGCCGAUGCACGGUGCAGAAUGGACGUCCAGUCUGCGAUUGCUCCGGAACCGACUACAGAGGCGACCGCUGUGCUCACCCCAUCUGUCCACCCAACUUCUGCUUGAACGGCGGCACCUGCUAUGUUGUCGACGGCAAUCCUAGGUGCAAUUGCACCGGGCUCAAUUUUGCUGGUGACAGAUGUCACUAUCCCAUAUGUCCUGUGGGCUAUUGCAUGAACAACGGUCGGUGUUUUAUUCGACCCGGCGCGACCACUCCGGAGUGCGACUGCACUGGAACUGGUUUCGUCGGUGACCGCUGCAGUCAGCCCGUCUGCCCGGAGGGCUACUGCCAGAACGGGGGCAUUUGCCACGCCCUGCCGAACGGUCUGCCCUUCUGCGACUGCUCCUACACCUCCUACACUGGCGACAAAUGCGAGACGCCCAUCUGCCCGCCCAACUACUGCUCCGGGCGCGGAACGUGUCGCGUGGAGAACGGACGGCCUGUGUGUGACUGUCAACUGCAAUACUGGGGACCGCAAUGCCAGCUGGACGUCUGCACGACUGGAUUCUGUCACCACGGAGGCACGUGCUACCCCGGGCCAGACAGACGACCGCACUGCCGCUGUCCUGAGGGCUAUGAGGGGGAUCAGUGCGAGAUACCCAAGACCUGUCCCCCGGGAUACUGCUACCACGGUGGAGAGUGCACUAUGCAAGGUGGAAUGCCCGUCUGCAACUGUAUUAACACAGAUUACCAGGGAACACGCUGCGACGUGCCAAAGACCUGUCCACCUGGAUACUGUCGCAACGGCGGUCAGUGCACGGUGGCUGGUGGAAAGUACAUCUGCAAUUGCCUCGGCACUGGCUUCCAGGGACCGACCUGUAGUGAUCCAGCUGCUUGUCCGCCGGGUUACUGCCACGGCGGGAUUUGCACCGUGUUACCUGGCGGUAGGUAUGUUUGCAGCUGCUGGAAAACAGGCCUCAGUGGACCCAGAUGCGAUGGCGAUGUGAACGGCAUCUACAUCGACUACGAGAAGACUGGUUACAUGGUGUAUGAAUUGAAACCCCCACUGAAGACAAAAGAAGACAACAUCACCGUGGGAUUCAAGACCUACGCACAGUCUGGAACCAUUCUGGAUUUCGUUACCACGACAGGGGUCCGAUGGGGCAUCAAACUGCGCAACGGACACAUUGUUGUGGACAGGAACGGCCAGGAGUACAUGUAUCCAAACCUAGUCAACGACGGCGCCUACCACGUGGUUACGGUUGAACGCAAGGGCGAGAGCAUGUUAGUCACUCUCGACAACGAUCAGCUCGUGAACCUGCCAAUGACGGGUAUCACCGACAGAAGCGACCAGAGCAUCACCUACACCACCCUCUUUGUUGGAGCUAAUAGAAAUAGGGAGGACAUCUUCCGUGGCGCCAUCGGUGGUCUCUAUUGGAACGGACGAUACCCAAUCGAUGAAGCGAAAGGCGGCCUCCAAGUCAUCACCGGUGAAGUCAUUUACGUCCUCCUGCCCAGCUUCAUCCUCCCAGGCCAGAAACCCAAGCCAACCUGCCCCCCUGAUUACUGCUUCAACGGUGGCAUCUGCUACGUCGACAACUAUGAACUCAAAUGCGACUGCCGCAACACCGGCUGGCAAGGCUCCAGAUGCGAAAAACCUACACGUGGCUACAUCCCUGCGGUUUCUGGCAACGGCGCCUACAUCAUCAUACCGAUAGUUCCACCCAAGCGGACGAAUCUCGACCGCAUGAGGAUCGCCUUCCAGACCUACACGGCCGAUGGACCGAUUGCUCGCUUCAUGUCGCAGGAUGGUCGAUUUUACGAGAUUUACAUGAAGGGACAACAGGUGUUUGUGUCGAAUAGCAAGGACGAUAUCCGAUUGAUCAGCGCACCCUAUCAGCAAUGCGAUGACGGGAAGAUGCAUGUUGUCACGUUGCUACGCAACGGAAGCCGAUUCGAUUGGACCGUCGAUGGCCAUCGAACCGUCUUUGACGACAUCUCUCUUGUGGAUUCAAAAGGCGCUUUGAUCACAGAUGAAAUAGUCCUCGGUGCUGACCGUAAAUUCAAGUACACAUUCAACGGUGUUCUUGGAGCGUUUGACUGGAACGGUCGAAUGCUCGUGAGUGAUAACGGCGAACUGUCGAGUGGAUCCAACGUGAUGAUAGUGCCAGGAAGAGGACCCGGGGACAAGGACGACGUGGUCAUCGUUCUGAUGCCGCACUUCUUGCAGCCUCCCGUCCCCACCACAGUCGCACCCCCACUACCCUUCCCCACCGCGCUGCCUGGUCAUGGUGUCCACGGCGGCGCGAUUGUCGGCGGUCCUGGAGGCGGCGGCCCACUGGUCGUUCCGCCUAUUGGCUACGGAGACGGCGCUGGCGGUGUGUUCGCGGGCAGCGGACCGCUGCUCUUGCAGGCUGGCGGUGCCGGCAUCUUCGGUCUGAUCAACCCCUGGCUGGCCGGCCUCCUAGUCUGCCUCCUCCCGCUCAUCUCGGCGCUGAUUUGGGCGUGUUGGCGCUGCAAGCCCGGAUGCUGCCCGUGCUGUGUGGGUGCGGGCAAAGGCGCUGGCGGUAAGUUCCACGACACCAUGGACCGUCUCUCUGCUGGACUGUGGGCUGCUCCAACUGACAAAGAUCUCAUAGGUAAGACUGCUCACCAAGGCAACUUCCACCCCGUUCCGCCUGGUGGCGCCUCGCUCUUUACAACCGGCGGCCAGUCAAAAUCGGGCUACGUCUUUGGUCAGGACAGACACGUGGACAUCACUGAUAGAUAUGACAUGACUAUGAUGGACCAGCACAUGGAAGGCAUUCCUAACGUCUACACCACCGACGACCUUAAAGUCGACUGCUGCGUUCUCACUCAGAACAGCCGAUAUGUCGUAACUGGAUCUGCCAGCGGACCGCCGCAGGUUUGGGACAUGCAGACUGGCGAGCCAUACAAGGUGAUGAACGGCGACGAGCUGGGAUGCAGCGAUCUCCAUCUGGCAGUUAACGACACCCUUCUAGUUGGUCAGGUUAUUGAAGACUUCCAGUCAGCCGAAACUACGAAGAUGCAUCGCCUUCAGCUGUGGAACUUCGUGACUGGCGAGCAGUUGGAGAUGCCUGCUGAAAUACUCUGCUCGGCCAGCUGUGUAUCGAACGCCGGCGAGCACAUCGUUGCUGCUCGCGCAACUCCACAAGGCCAAUCGAUCCUGGUCUGGGAUCUUGUUGGUAACCAAUUGACGCGCGAGAUCCACUAUAUCCCUAUCAACAGCAAGGCCCGUGUUUCCUACAUUAAUAUCACACCCGAGGACAGAUUUGUUGUAGCUGGCUUCAACAAUCCGGGCACCGACCAAGCCUACUUCAUGGUAUUCGAUUUGGCUGCCGAGACUAGCGGAGUGGUUCAGCCAAAGUACAUCACCUUCGACGCAAAGGCCGAAGCCACGGAGAUCCUAAACAAUGACGAGGCUGUGACAGGCACGCGCAAGGGCGAACUGAUCGUGUGGAACUUGCUCACUAAAAUGCCGGUCCGUCAGUUUAGCAUCAACGCGACCCUUGAGGGCGACACAGGCAUCACCACCUUCCCACCGCACGACGGUAUCAUCCACGACGUGACUCUGUCUGAGGACCGGCGUUUCUUGGUCACGGCGUCCCAGGAUAGACGAGUUCGUGUCUGGAACAUGCCGGAGGAACGACUACUCCACACCCUUGAAGGCCACGCCGAUGAUGUGUUGAGUGUUGUCGUGUCAUGCGACAGCGAGAUGGUGGUGUCUGGAAGCUGGGAUGGAUCGAUUCGCGUCUGGCGCAUCAAAGACGGCUCCCAGAUGUGCUGGUUCACCUCCAACAUCGAAGUCCUUCAGGUGAAACUCUCACGCGACAAGCGAGCCAUUGUCGGCUUGGGUGAACGCAACGGCCACCGCAAACUCAUCAUGAUGCAAAUCAUCCGUAACCGAACCUGCGCUCCGGCGGUCUACACCCGUUCCCCCGGCCUAUCGCCUUCCUCCCCCAUGCAGGACGACAUGCUACCUUGA
Mesocestoides corti is the source of this 9252-nucleotide messenger RNA. NCBI's taxonomy places the organism in Eukaryota, Metazoa, Platyhelminthes, Cestoda, Cyclophyllidea, Mesocestoididae. The record is from the annotation of a GenBank genome assembly.